Cokeromyces recurvatus is the source of this 888-nucleotide messenger RNA. RefSeq lists its product as uncharacterized. Lineage: Eukaryota; Fungi; Mucoromycota; Mucoromycetes; Mucorales; Mucoraceae. The transcript is spliced from 4 exons. The record is from RefSeq and is a predicted model, not a curated record. The coding region runs from base 1 to 888 and encodes 295 amino acids.
AUGUACAGUGGUAUUGAAUUUGUUGAUACUUGUGAAAACCGCGAAAAUAUACUUGAUGCCCUUGAUGACGACAUCCGCAGUCUUGCUGAUCGAUUUUUUCGAGAAGUGCAAUACAAAAAUGACAAUUUUCUGUUGAAUCCCUUGAAACCUGAAUUCGACAAUAUAACAAUUCUUUUAUUAUCUUGCCAUUCUAAUAUACUCAAAGAUUAUAAACUCCAGCAAUUAAAUUUUCAUUCGUACAAGCCUGUAGAGGAUCAAGAUAAUAGGGAAAAUGAUUACAAGAUAAAAUACGUUGUGCCUUUUGUUAAUUCUGUUUUCCAUGUCAAUGACAGAUUCCAAAUAUAUUGGGAUUUACCAUUCGAUUUCUAUGAUUGUUCAAAUAUGAGUAUCCAGCACUGUCAAACAUCAGAUGCCAAAUUUGUUGAAAUUAAUGGUUUGGAAAUUGGAGCUGUAGAAAUCAAACCAUUUCAUACAGCAGCUGCUGACAUCGAUAACGAAAUUGUACGGCUUGGUGAGAUAACCAAAAGAAUGCUUCAUAGAAGAGUGAUGAAGGCGAAAUCACUAAGGAAGUUUAUGACCUUUGGAGUCAUGGUUUAUGGCUUGAUUGUUGAAUAUUAUAUUCACCAGUAUCAUCCACCACAACCAUCAACAGCAUCAGCAUCUGCAGGAUCGUCAUUAUCAUACACAUUUAAAUUUAUCCAAAAAUGCAUGUUGCCAACGCUGUCAAGUACAUGCACCCGCAUGAUGCUGUCCUUGGAAUACUUGAUUUACUACAAGAAAUUGAUGGAAGACACUAUUGCUUGGGAUAGUGAUAUUGAUAAGCCAUAUCUCUAUAGUCCUAUUGAUAAUGGAUUUAUACCCACGGUAACAUUGUUGAAUUUAGGUUAG